Messenger RNA from Penicillium nucicola, 1434 nucleotides. Its product is annotated as major facilitator superfamily domain-containing protein. Bases 1 to 1434 code for a protein of 477 amino acids. Gene Ontology annotation, biological process: transmembrane transport. NCBI's taxonomy places the organism in Eukaryota, Fungi, Ascomycota, Eurotiomycetes, Eurotiales, Aspergillaceae. Gene Ontology annotation, molecular function: transmembrane transporter activity. The record is from RefSeq and is a predicted model, not a curated record. The transcript has 2 exons. Gene Ontology annotation, cellular component: membrane.
AUGGGUGAAAGCGAUCCAGAUGCUCCUUUCACCAUUCUCUCCGAGACUAGAAAAAAAUGGACUAUCACGAUCGCUUCCCUAGUCACAUUUGUGUCUCCCGUGUCGACCAACAUCUAUUACCCAGCGCUUAAUCCACUGGCUCAUGAUCUCCAUGUUUCGCCUAAUAAGAUUAUCUUGACUAUCACGGUAUUCAUGAUUGUACAAGGCAUAGGUCCCCUGAUGGUGGCUGGUCUCUCCGAUGUGUAUGGUCGUCGGCCAAUAGUGUUACUAGCUCUCCUUCUAUAUCUGGGCGCGAACAUUGGGUUGGCGCAACAAACAAGCUACCCCAUUUUAAUGGCCCUCCGGUGUCUGCAAAGUUUUGGGAGCAGCACUGCUACAGUCAUCUGCUCCUCGGUAGCAGCCGAUCUGGUACCCCGAUCUGAGCGUGGUCGAUAUAUGAUUUAUUCAUCCCUGGGUGUGACUCUAGGCCCAGCCAUUGGCCCGAUUUUAGGUGGUGUUUUGACGCAAUUUCUCGACUGGCGCAGCACGUUUUGGUUUCUUGCCAUCUGGGCGAGCAUCAUGAUUAUUAUCUUGUUGAUAUUUGUACCAGAGACUUGCCGGGCGGUGGUAGGGAAUGGCUCUAUCCGGCCGACCAGGUGGAAUAGGUCGCUCGUCCAAUUCCUACAUCCUGAAGAUCAUGUCAGUGACUCUGCAUCCAAAGAUCCGAAAGAGAAACGACCAGCUCGGCGUAAACGGUCAACCCCCUUGGACUCUCUCAGGGUAGCCGCCCAAAAAGAAACCGGUGCAAUCAUUAUAUUUACGACCGUAUUGUUUGGUGGCUAUUUCGCCGUACUCAGCAGUCUUCCAUCCCAGCUUGAGCACAAGUACCAUUUUAACGCCUUACAAGUUGGACUAUGCUAUAUCCCCUCCGGGGCAGGGAGUCUCACAUCUCGUUGGACAGUCGGAAAACUCAUUGACUGGAAUUUUCGCCGUCAUGCCAAAGAGCAUGGAAUAGAGAUCGUUCAGAAUCGGCAAGUUAAGCUGAUCGCUAUGCCAGUGGAAAAGGCACGACUACAAGUCACACUUCCGGCGAUAUACAGCGCUUCGAUAGUGAUGAUCGGCUACGGCUGGGUCAUGAAUUAUAAGGUCAAUCUUGCUGGGCCACUCAUUAUGCUAUUUCUUAUAUCGCAUUUUGUCGCUGGAGCGACAAGCACGCUCAUCACCCUGAUAGUUGAUUGCCAUGUGAAUCGACCAGCCACUGCUACUUCAGCAAACAAUCUGUUUAGGUGUUGUUUUGGCGCGGGUGCAGUUGCAGCAGCUGGUCCAUUGAUUAAUUCCAUUGGGAUCGGGUGGACUAGCACACUCAUCGGUGUCAUUUGGAUUGCUUUUAGUCCAGUUCUUUGGGGUAUUUACUUUUGGGGUCAUGAUUAUCGUAAAGCCAAGAAGGCAUGCUAA